UUGAUCACUCUCGCGCUCGCGGUUUCAACGCCUUCAGCUGGAGCGCUGCAGCGUGUGGCGUCACGCGCGCGCCGUCCACGAUCGAUAACGCGCGCACUCCUCCCCUCCACUGCGCUCGCGCUCCUUUCCAAACACACGCUCGCUCACUCGUCGCUCUCUGUCACUCACUCACACACACGCACGGUUGUCUCUCCUCGCGCGGACUAAGCCAGCCGUUUUUCUAGCUUCUCUUAAAGAAGGCCGCGAGCUUUAAAAACAAGAACAGUGGAAAAGAGGGAGGAAGAGCAAAAGAGCGAGACGGGAUCUAUUUUUGUUUUGACUCCGUUUUUUUUCCCCGCGCGAAAGGACAGCUGCGACCGACCGUUUGCCUUAUUUACCCCGGAGGCGCGCGCGCGGACAUGCAGCACGCGACACGGCGGCGGAGCCCGCGCUGGGCGGCCCGCGGGCUCUGCUGCGUGCUCGCCGCGCUCGCCGCGCUUUGGAGGCCGGGUGCAGCGUGCCCGGCGGCGUGCACGUGCGCGGGCUUCAGGCUAUCGUGCGCCGACCCGGAGCGCAGCCUCGUUGCGUUCCCCGCGCUCACCGAGCCCGAGAUGGAGAACAUCACAGACAUAUAUAUUGCUAAUCAGAGCACUUUCUCAUCUAUCAACGAAAAAGACCUGACCUUCUACCGCAACCUCAGAAAUCUGACAGUGACCAACACAAGGCUUACGUAUGUGUCGCGACAGGCCUUUCAAAACAAUCUCAAGUUGCAGUAUCUAAAUCUGAAAGACAACAAUCUGUCCUCUCUGUCCUGGAAGACGUUUCGCCAUCUGAACAUUUCCUACCUGAUGCUGUCGGGGAACCCACUGCAGUGCUCCUGUGAGAACAUGUGGAUGAAGCAGUGGAGAGGGGAGGAGGCCGAGGCUGAGCUGCUGUGUGUGGAGGAAGGAGGGAAGAGGAGGCCUCUGUCCAACCUCAAGCUGCCCCACUGCGUUGUUCCCAAGGUCACCCUAAACCCUCAAAAAGUGACUGUUCUUGAGGGCUCGAAUGUGACACUGACCUGUAACACUUCAGGAAUGCCAACACCUAACCUCACUUGGAACGCCUGCCAGCUGGCAUCCAGCUACGAGAUUGUGUCUACAGGACAAUCCUCCGAGCUCAGACUCUUCCAUCUCUCCUCACUGGACAACGAAUGUAAAAUCAGCUGCAGCUCCGACAACACAGCAGGAGGGAGUGAAGCUUCUGUUCAACUCGACGUUCUCUUCCCCCCAAUUAUCAGCAAGCUCAUGGAUGGCAUUCCGGAUCACCACUGGUGCAUCCCAUUCAGCGUAUCUGGCAACCCGCAGCCGGAGCUGCGCUGGCUGUUUCGUGGUGAGCCCAUAAAGGAGGGGGCCUUUAUCACCACCCGCAUCCACGACUACUCCGAGCAUGAGUACCAUGGCUGCCUGCAGCUGGACAGCCCUACACACAUCAACAACGGCGAGUACACACUGCUCGCCAGGAACGUUUACGGAGAGGACAGAAAGUCCAUAUUUGCCCACUUCAUGCACGACCCCUGGAACGAUACAACAGCUACGGAAUCAAUAUACUACGAUACAGACGACCCACCUGUUGGACCACCUGAGGAUCGAGUUGCUGUGUACGUGGUCGUGGGAAUCGCCGCCGUCACAUUCGCCGGCUUUGUGCUGAUGCUGGUCGUCCUGAAGUUUGGCCGCAACUCAAAGUUCGGAAUUAAAGGGCCAUCGUCGGUCAUUAGCAACGAUGACGACUCGGCUAGCCCUCUCCAUCACGUGUCGAAUGGCUCCAACACGCCUUCGUCCUCUGACAUGAACACAGACACCGUCAUCAUUGGUAUGACCAAAAUCCCCGUCAUCGAGAACCCCCAGUACUUCCGCAGCACCAGCAGCCUGCUCAAAUCAGACACCUUUGUCCAGCACAUUAAGAGGCACAACAUCGUCCUGAAGAGGGAGCUGGGUGAAGGAGCCUUUGGGAAAGUGUUCCUAGCUGAAUGUUAUAACCUCUCACCUGACCAGGAGAAAAUCCUUGUGGCUGUAAAGACCUUAAAGGAAGCCAGCGAGAAUGCACGUAAAGACUUCCAUCGUGAGGCCGAGCUGUUGACCAACCUGCAGCACGAGCACAUUGUCACCUUCUACGGCGUGUGCGUAGAGAGUGACCCCCUCAUCAUGGUAUUCGAGUACAUGAAGCAUGGAGACCUCAACAAGUUCCUCAGGGCUCAUGGUCCUGAUGCUGUGUUGAUGGCAGAUGGUCAGGUGCAGCAGCAGGCCGAGCUGACUCAGUCUCAGAUGCUGCACAUUGCUCAGCAGAUCGCAGCAGGGAUGGUCUAUCUGGCCUCGCAGCACUUCGUGCACAGAGAUCUGGCCACGAGGAACUGCCUGGUGGGCGAGAACCUGCUGGUGAAGAUUGGAGACUUUGGCAUGUCGCGCGACGUCUACAGUACAGAUUAUUACCGGGUGGGCGGUCACACUAUGUUGCCGAUCCGUUGGAUGCCUCCAGAAAGCAUCAUGUACAGGAAGUUCACCACCGAGAGCGAUGUCUGGAGUCUGGGAGUGGUGCUCUGGGAAAUAUUCACCUACGGGAAACAGCCCUGGUAUCAGCUCUCCAACAAUGAGGUGAUUGAGUGUAUCACUCAGGGUCGUGUACUGCAGCGGCCGCGUACCUGCCCCAAGGAGGUGUAUGACCUGAUGCUGGGCUGCUGGCAGCGAGAGCCUCACACUCGCCUCAACAUCAAAGAGAUCCACAACCUGCUGCUCAACCUGGCCAAGGCCUCGCCCGUCUACCUGGACAUCCUGGGCUGAGAGAGAGGCAGUGUGCCUAUCACUUCUCCACUUGGACGGAACGGAUACUCGCUGUGCAGUCGCAGUGUCGCUGUAAAUAUUGUCUGGUCUCGACGCGCAUAGUUUUUCCAGGACUUCAGGAACAGCACUGUCCAUCCUCCGGAACUGGAAAAAUAAAGUAACUGUAUAAUAUGUACCAUAACUGUGAGCGAUGGAGGAGUGCAGUCCUUUAUUCCUCCAUCUCAUCCUGCCUUUUCCCUUUCUGCCCAUGCUCAUACAUAAAAACAAAGAGUGCAACCAUAGCAUGGUGAUAUACGGCCACAUACGCAGACUUCUGAGGGAAAGAAUGGGACGAAUAGGGUUUCACAUUUUAGAGACUUUAAUGGAACUGUACGCAUUAGCUGUUGACCAAAUGUCAUGUGGCAAAUGGCAAGCCUGCUCACUACAGCACCAGGAGCCUUCAAGGCAGCCGUGUUCCUAAUAGCGCACUACUGAAGGGGAUAUUGAGUCAUUUGAGACGAGGCCAUGCCCAUGUUUCAAUACUGUUAGUGCGCAUUUAGGACAGGAGCCCAAUUACCCUGAGUGGCUGAUUAUGAUGGGGUAGGCUAAAUUAUGGCCUGCUUCUCUCCCUCUCUCCCUCUAUCUCUCUCUCUCUCUCUCUCUCUCUCUCUCUCUCUCUCUCUCUUCUGAUUUACCAUUCAGUUGAGGCAGUGAUGUAGUGCUCAAGCCAGGGGUUACGCAGCUGUUAUGGUGUAAUAUAUAUUUCAUUACAGUACUAAUGUCUGCUAUUAGCACCUAUUCCCCAAAGACCCACAUGGAAUGCAGAGGAGAGAAAAAAGGGACAAAAUGAAGAAAAACGAUGGAAAAUGGGAGUCUGAAAUGAUUUUCCAAAACACAGCCCGUUUAACAGUUUUAUUUAUUGUAUCCACAAACUCUCCCUUCGGCAAUGCACUUUUUAAUAACAACAAUAACCACAUGAAGUAACAAAGAACUCUUGAGACUUGAGACACAUAAAUUCUCUUUUUCCGCAUUUUUCCCUGCUUAGUUAUCUGAGUCAGUUGAUAUAAAUGUGCGCACCUACACAUGAACACAGUUGUAGUCAGACUGUGGUGUAAGUCACUAAAGACUUGUAAAGUUGUGUAAAAUUAGCUUUAGUCAGUUGUUUUUAUGUUUGAGCUGUUUUUGUUCCCUUUAU
Messenger RNA from Colossoma macropomum (tambaqui), 3969 nucleotides. RefSeq names its product neurotrophic tyrosine kinase, receptor, type 2a (gene ntrk2a). NCBI's taxonomy places the organism in Eukaryota, Metazoa, Chordata, Actinopteri, Characiformes, Serrasalmidae. Gene Ontology annotation, cellular component: axon; signaling receptor complex; plasma membrane. The transcript has 19 exons. The coding region runs from base 399 to 2795 and encodes 798 amino acids. Gene Ontology annotation, biological process: positive regulation of kinase activity; trans-synaptic signaling by neuropeptide, modulating synaptic transmission; regulation of phosphatidylinositol 3-kinase/protein kinase B signal transduction. Gene Ontology annotation, molecular function: brain-derived neurotrophic factor receptor activity; brain-derived neurotrophic factor binding; ATP binding. The record is from RefSeq and is a predicted model, not a curated record.